This is a messenger RNA of Betta splendens (Siamese fighting fish), 4084 nucleotides long. RefSeq names its product calcium binding and coiled-coil domain 1a (gene calcoco1a). The transcript has 15 exons. The record is from RefSeq and is a predicted model, not a curated record. Bases 219 to 2183 code for a protein of 654 amino acids. NCBI's taxonomy places the organism in Eukaryota, Metazoa, Chordata, Actinopteri, Anabantiformes, Osphronemidae.
GCGGAAGUGGAGCUGUCAUGCUUGUGUUGUGCUCUGGUUUUUUGUUAUUGUUUGGGGUUAGUGGAGCAACAAAGCCCGAGGAGGAAAGCACGUUUUAUCGCACACGGUUCUUCGUUUUUCUCGCGGACAGUGACUCCAGUAGCCAGCACCGGUAACAUCUGUUUGGGCCGUUUACGGAAAAGUGACGGCGAUUCAGCCCGUCUUUGUUUUGUGUUGCCAUGGACAAGGCCAGCGGGGUGGAGUUUAGAAAUGUGGGUUGCAGUUACUUCCCUCAGAGCAGAGUCGAUUGCCACUACACACUGACCUCAGACCACAAGUGGGCCAGCAGUGACUGGAUAGGGCUCUUCAAGGUUGGAUGGUCAUCAGUAAAGGACUACCAUACCUUUGUCUGGGCCUUGACUCCGGCAGACUAUCAAGAGGGCGCAGACGUCAACUGUUGUGUUCAUUUCCAGGCCUCCUAUCUGCCCAAGCCCAGCUCACAAGAAUAUGAGUUUGUAUAUAUCGAUGCCAAGGGGGGCGUGUGCUCCUGCAGCUCAAAAUUCACUUUUUGUGCUCCGAAGCCGCUGGAGGACCUGGUGACCCUUGAGGAGGAGUCCCAUGGAGAAGAAGCAUGCACAGACAUGCUGCUGGUAAUACCCAGGGCAGAGCUGCUGCAGAGCCGACUGCAGGAAUGUCUGCGAGAGCGGGCUGAGCUGUUGCAUGUGCAGGAGGCUGCAAACAGGCAAAGGGCAAAGGAGAGAGAGGAGUACAAGAGGGCGAGCGAGGCCUGGGACAGACAACGUAAAGCUCUGGAAAAGAACGCCACCAGGCUGCAGGAUGAACUGAACCUGAGUCAGGAGAAGAUCAGAGAGAUGGAGCAAGUACACAAGGAGGAACAGGCCUUAGGAAAAUCACUAGCCCAGGAGAAAAUGUCUCUGUUGGAUAUCAUGGAGGCGAGUACGGUGCGAAUCACAGAACUGGAGGAGGACAUCAAAACCCUGAGUCAACGGACUGUGGAAAGAGAGACAGAGCUGGAGAGGUUGAAGGAAAAAGCCAAGAGGGCAGGAGCUCAGAGGAAGGAGGAGGACAAUGAGAGAAAGAAUCUACAGAUCAAGUUGGAACAGACGGAGGGUGAACUCAGGAGUCUGUCGAAGGAGUUCCAGGGCCUGAGGACGUCCUUAGCUCAGAGGGACACCAGUGUCCUGCAGCUUCAAAACACAAUUACCACACUUACUCAGAAACUCACCAUCGCCCACAGGAAGGAGGCGGAGAGCGAGGCAACAAUGAAGGAGAUGCGGAGCCUGCGGGAGCGUCUCAACGCAAAUGAGCGAGCUGCAGAGAGCUUGAAGAGUGAUCUGAGUGCCAUGGUGGCCCAGAGGGACCAAGGGCAGGCUGAACUGCAUCAGGCUCGCCUGCAGGCUGCCCAGCUCACGCUCCAGCUUGCAGACUCCAGUCUGGCCCUUAGAGAAGGAAGAGCCCACUGGGCGCAAGAGAGGCAGAGUCUGCAGCGCAAGUCUGAGAAUAGCCACGAGCAGCUGGAGAAGCUCAACACAGAGAUGCAGAGGGUGGAGGAGAGGCUGCAGGAGGAGAGGAUGGAGAGAGUGAAGCUGGAGGUUGAGCUUGGAAGAGAAAAGGAUUGUAACAGGGUUCAACUGAGUGAGACCCGUCGGGAGCUUCAGGAGCUGAAGUCUAGUGUGAGGGUGGCUCAAAAAGAGAAGGAGCAGCUACAUGCAGAGAAGCAGGAGUUGAUUGAGUAUAUCUGUCAGCUGGAGCAGAAGAUGGGAACCAGUGCCAAGUGGAGUUCUGCUCCGAUUGCCUCUACAGGGCUCCCUGACGGUGCGUUAUCGGACUCCGAGGAUGAAAAUCCGGAGGCCUUGCAGCCCCCCCGCCCGCCUAGACCUCUGGGCCACUACAGCCUGUGUGAGCAGGGCCAGCCGGACGCCUUGCUCCUGGGCACCCCCCCCGCCUCCCCCCGGGAGGUGGAGCGGAGGCGGGUGGUGAUCAACCAGCCGGCCCCGCUCUCCUCGCCACACCAGGCCGGAGCCGGAGCCGGAGCCGACACUCUGCCGCACAGUUCCGACUCGGAGGAAGAAUCAGACCCACUUGACUGUUCAAGGCGCAGCUCUGGGGAGGAAACGGCACUUUUGCUGCCUGAACACACGGACGCUGUUCUCAGCGAUCUGGCCGACACGUCGCUGUGGUAACCAGCAGGGGUCCAGCCUCGGCUGCCAGCAGCGCCUCCAGGUUCCUUCCACUGCCCAUCACACAUUUGUAUAUAUGACAUAUAUCCCACAACGUUCUAAUAUGCAAGUGGCACCGUACCUGCUAUAACCCUCUUGUUUCCUCCUUUCCACUGUCCACGCGUUAACACCCGCGCCGUUUAGCUGUUAGCGUUUGGGUUCCGGUGUGCGGUUCCAGGUCAACACCAUGUUUAUGGCGGACAUAAGACUUGUGCAUAGCUCGAAACGGUGGACUUUUAAGCGCGGGUCCUGCCAUCGGAGAGAUCUCGGGCCGCGGCGGCAGGAUUUCUGUUAAAUCACUGCUACAUCAAAAGCUUUACGACGGAUGUUAUGUCGUUUUUUAUGACGUCUGUGAUUAGGAGUCAUGACAGGCACCAUAAUUAUGAUGUUUUGUGUAGGCCCAGCUCCACUGAAAAUCACGGCAAAACUCCUGUUCCUGCAUUAAAUUCUCCACUGCAGCACCAGUCGCGGCAACAUAAAUGAUACAGCGUCGUGCUAGAAUUAUACUGCGGUAAUAUAGGGCUAUGACAUCAUAUUUCUCCUCCAUUCACACAAAGCUGAGAUUUGAUAUGCACUUUCUCGCUCGUGUUAGCAGUUGAUUGUUGGGAUGCAGAUCCUGUAAAGAAGAUUUAGCGACGCGGGGGCUUUUCUAAGACGGACAAGUGGUUGAAUGAAUGAGAUUAUUGAACAGAUUGUGUUUAAAGUUUAUUAAGAUAGAUAGACAGAUGCAGAUUUCUACUUUAGCAGCUGAAUAUUAUCGUUAUUAUUAAAUGAAUGCUCGUAAGCCUUUCACUAUAGCUCAGCUGCAGAUUUUACUUGUUAAUUAUUGUGGAUUUCCAUAAUUAUCGGAAUGAAAUGUUAAUUUACUAUCCGGCCAUUUGGCUGUUUAGCAUCGAUCUUUAUUAGAGUUUCUAUCGUACAGACGUCUCACACCGCACUCAUGCCGUUCUAAAUUGGUGCCUAAAAUAAUAAAAACAGAGUCAAAGAAAAGCAACUUUAUAGGCCUUUCAUCAUGACGUGUAGCUGAGUGGUGAUAUACUGCCUACUAAAAUCUGCUGCCUACCUUUUAAUCAAUACUGUAUACAUUUUUUAUGACUUUCUAUUUAUAAUUAACUUGAGUUAUGCUGCAAUUAAUCUACAUUGGGGUUAAGUUUGAAAUAGCUGUUUGGAUUUCACACAAUUGUUUGUGUAACGUGUGAGGAUAGUUCCCAUGCAUGGCUCAGAAAGUUCGCUAGACACUUUGAUGCUUGAUUAUAUCUGCUGCAUUUGCACCAAGUUUUUACCAGAGUUUUUAGCCGAGACUUUACGAUUCGUCUGUCGUGUCCUUCCGUCCAUAUUUGUAACUGUUUGUACUGCGUGUCUUUUUGCCUUCUGCGUUCAAACGCUCAGUCUGUGGAGGUUAAUAAAACGAUAUUGGUGCUAGGAAACGAUACCAGCACGUGGAGAGAAUGCAGAUCAAACCGGAAAUGGACUCUUGUGACGAAGGCGUGUGGAAGUGUCUGUCUGUGUCUGUCUGAAUAUUCCAUGUUGACUCUCCAACUACAGAGCGCUUCGAGGAGCGCGGAAUCCUUUCCCAGAGAAGAGCACACUACGGACCGCGUGUCCUCCAUAGCCCGUGUUUUUGGUUGUAAUCUGACUUUAUGUCUUAGGGAAGUUGUUUUUUUUUGUCGUUCCGCUGAGAGCUCUGCAGCGAGUGCUCCUUGUUAGGACACUGGCUCACUUUGCAAUAAAGCUCCGGUGGUUAUGGUUUGUUUUGGAGCUCUGUGUGAGCGCUCUCCCACAUGACGCCGCUCUGUGUUUUUCAGUCAUGUUAACAGGGCUUUGGGUGGGGUUCUGUACAAUAAAAAUGACGUGUUUAUCCAUUA